AUGGCGGCGGGCAGCGGCGGCGGCGGGGGCGCCGGCGGCUGUGGGGGGACCCCGCUAUCCCCGGGCCCGUUGCUGCCGCCGCUGCUGCUGCUGCUGGCGCUGCCCGGCGGCGCCGUGCCCGCGGCCGACACCGUAGUGCUGGGGAUGCGGCUGGAGGAGAGCACGAAGCCCGCAGCGGCGGCGGCGGCGGCGGCUGAGGGGGCGGCCCGCGGGCCCAUCCGCCUCACGGAGGGCAGCGAGGCGCUGCUGCGGCUCUACGGGCUGGGGCUGGGCCCGCGGGCCGCCGAGCGCGUGGCCUUCGCCGAGCUGCGGCCGGGCGGCAACGCCUCGAGCGGCAACGCCACGUGCCAGGAGCGCUCGCAGGACCUGGUGGUGCGGCCGGGCCCCGCCGAGCCCCGCGACACCUCGGCGCUGCUGCGGGUGUGGGUGCAGCCCCUGCGCAAGGACGAGCGCGCCAAGACCUACGUGCUGUGCUCGCAGCGCCGGCCCGGCGAGCCCUGGCUACCGCACCAGGGGCCGGACGGGUACGUGGUGGUGCUGGAGGAGAAGAAGUCGCUGCUGCCCCUGUGGCUGCAGGUGAUCCUGAUCGCGGGGCUGCUGGUGCUGUCGGGGAUGUUCAGCGGGCUCAACCUGGGUUUGAUGGCGCUGGACCCCAUGGAGCUGCGCAUCGUGCAGAACUGCGGCACCGACAAGGAGAAGCGCUACGCCCGCAGGAUCGAGCCCAUCCGCAGGAAAGGGAAUUACCUGCUCUGCUCGCUGCUGCUGGGCAACGUGCUGGUCAACACCACGCUCACCAUCCUGCUGGACGACCUCAUCGGCUCCGGCAUCGGCGCCGUGGUGGCCUCCACCAUUGGCAUCGUCAUCUUCGGAGAGAUCGUGCCGCAGGCGCUCUGCUCGCGGCACGGGCUGGCCGUGGGCGCCAACACCAUCGUGGUCACCAAGUUCUUCAUGCUGGUGACGUUCCCGCUGUCCUACCCCAUCAGCAAGCUCCUGGACUGCAUCCUGGGCCAGGAGAUCGGCACCGUCUACAACCGGGAGAAGCUGGUGGAGAUGCUGAAGGUGACGGAGCCCUACAACGACCUGGUGAGGGAGGAGCUCAACAUGAUCCAGGGAGCGCUGGAGCUGCGCACCAAGACGGUGGAGGACGUGAUGACCCCGCUGCAGAACUGCUUCAUGAUCAACAGCGACGCCAUCCUGGACUUCAACACCAUGUCCGAGAUCAUGGAGAGCGGCUACACCCGCAUCCCGGUCUACGAGGAUGAGAGGUCCAACAUCAUGGACAUCCUCUACGUCAAGGACCUGGCCUUCGUGGACCCCGACGACUGCACACCCCUCAAGACCAUCACCAAGUUCUACAACCACCCCGUGCACGUUGUCUUCCACGACACCAAGCUGGACGCCAUGCUGGAGGAGUUCAAAAAGGGGAAGUCCCACCUGGCCAUCGUGCAGAAGGUGAACAACGAGGGCGAGGGUGACCCCUUCUACGAGGUGCUGGGGCUGGUGACACUCGAGGACGUCAUCGAGGAGAUCAUCAAGUCCGAGAUCCUGGACGAGUCCGACACCUACAUUGACAACCGCAGCAGGAAGAGGGUGUGCAACCAGAAGAACCGGCGCGACUUCUCGGCCUUCAAGGACCCCGACAACGAGCUCAAGGUCAAGGUGUCCCCUCAGCUCCUGCUGGCUGCCCACCGCUUCCUGUCCACCGAGGUGACACUCUUCACCCCCAACUUCAUCUCGGAGAAGAUCCUGCUGCGGCUCCUCAAAUAUUCCGACGUCAUCCAGGAGCUGAAGUUCGACGAGGAGAACAAGAAAUCCCCGCGGCACUUCCUGUACUGCAAGAACAAGCCGGCCGAUUAUUUCAUCCUCAUCCUGCAGGGCAAGGUGGAGGUGGAGGCUGGCAAGGAGUGCAUGAAGUUCGAGGCGGGAGCAUUUUCCUACUAUGGGGUGAUGGCACUGAGCCCCCCUCCUGGAUCUGAGAUGCGCUCGCCGUCCCACAUGAGCGGGCUGAACCGCUCGGCCUCGCUGAGCUACCACGAGCGCUCGGACUCGGGCUCGUCGCCGGUGAGCGGCAGCAACAACCAGCUCAGCGCGGGCGGCGCUCAGUACGUGGCCGACUUCAGCGUGCGCGCCCUCACCGACCUCCAGUUCGUCAAGAUCACGCGCCAGGAGUACCAGAACGGGCUGCUGGCCUCACGCAUGGACAGUUGUCCCCAGUCCCCCGACAGCAACUCCCCCAAACCGGACCCGGGCAUCCCGGAGAAACCGGAGCCUCCAGCACCGGCGGAUGAAACCACGAGUUUGCUCAACGAGAGGAACUGCCUGAGCCGCCGGAGCAACCACAGUGGCCUGGAGAAUUCCAUCUGACCCCGGCCCCCGGCGCGUCCCAGGACGGGCGUGCCUGCUGCAGGGACCUUUCCCGGUGGGAACGGUGCCGGAUGAGCCGGAGGAGCCGCAGGAGGAGGAGGAGGAGGAGGAGGCGUGGUGGGGGAAUGGAGGAGCUGGGAUUUGCUGCUGCUGCUUUUCCAGGCUGGAUGGAUUUGGGAUGGAUGGGAGCGGCGCGGGCGGCGCCAGCUCCGCCGGCACGGCGCCGACGGCUCAGGGAGCUUCGGGUCUCAGUCUGCCGCCCUGGGGACCCUCGGGAUGGACUUCCCAUCCCACCCCUGCCAGGAAUUCUGGGAUGGACAUCCCAAACCUGCCUGGAACCCGGGAUGGACAUCCCAACCCUGCCAGGAAUUGUGGGAUGCACAUCCCAAACCUUCCAGGAACCCCAACCCUGCCAGGACCCCCAGGAUGGACAUCCUGACCCUUCCAGGGAAUCUGGGAUGGACAUCCCAAUCCAACCCAACCCUUCCAGGACCCGCAGGAUGGAAAUUCCCAACCCUGCUAAGGAUGGACAUCCCAACCCAGUCCUCCCAGGAACCCUGGGAUGGACAUCCCAAACCUUCCAGGAAAUCUGGGAUGAACAUCUUGUUCCUUUGGGAUCCUUGGGAUGGGAAUCCCAGCCCUUCAGGGUUCCUGCACCAUUUUGGGAUGGGAAUUCCAUCCCUUUGGGGUCUCCUACACCACUUUGGGAUAUCCUGGGACAGGAAUCCCGGCCCUUCUUGGGUGUUUUUGGGAUCCCCUGGAUAAAUCUCAGCCCCUUCCCCGCGCCCACCCCCCUUUCCCCGCUGGCCCGGGGGGCUCUGGGGGACACGGGGACAAAUUUGGGGUCUGGAUUUUGGGAUCUGGAUUUAGGGUCUGGAUUUUGAGAUCAGGAUUUUGGGGUGUGAAUUUUAGGGUCUGGAUUUUGAGGUCUGCAUUUUAGGGUCUUUGAGUCUGGACUUUGGGACUGGAGUUUAGGAGCUGGAUUUGGGGGCUAGAUUUUGGGGUCUGGAUUUUAGGGUCAGGAUUUUGGGGACUGGACUUUGGGAUCUGGAUUUUAGGGUUUGGAAGAUUUUCAGGUUGGGAUUUUGGCAUCUGGAUUUGGGGGUCUGCAUUUUAGCGUCUGGAUUUUGGGACCUGGAUUUGGGGUCUGGGUUUUAGGGUCAGGACUUUGGGAUCUGGAUUUAGCGUCUGGAUUUUGGGACCUGGAUUUGGAGUCUGGAUUUUGGGACCUGGAUUUGGGAUCUGGAUUUUGAGGUCUGGACAUUGGGGUCUGGAUUUUGGGGUGACACAGCGCUAGUGACCAAAGUUGUACAGGCAGAAGGGGGCUAAGGGUCCCCCCAAAAGCCCCCGGGACCCUCCCCCCACCCCAAAAAAACAAAAAUAAGCACAAAAGUUCCCCCUGGG
Cinclus cinclus is the source of this 3768-nucleotide messenger RNA. It is a transcript of the gene CNNM4, whose product is annotated as cyclin and CBS domain divalent metal cation transport mediator 4. Gene Ontology annotation, molecular function: sodium ion transmembrane transporter activity; magnesium ion transmembrane transporter activity. Gene Ontology annotation, biological process: magnesium ion homeostasis; magnesium ion transport. Gene Ontology annotation, cellular component: plasma membrane. NCBI's taxonomy places the organism in Eukaryota, Metazoa, Chordata, Aves, Passeriformes, Cinclidae. Bases 1 to 2364 code for a protein of 787 amino acids. The transcript is spliced from 7 exons. The record is from RefSeq and is a predicted model, not a curated record.